AUGAAGACCUCUGCCUGCUGCACGUGGUUCUGCAUUUUCUUUCCACGCAAAAAGGCACGCAACAAAAGCUUGGAGGAACUCCGUAUCUUAAUCUUGCUAAGAACUGUACGUUCUAUGUACAUUUACAACAUGAUCAUUUUGUUCUCAUCGAAUGGCUUCUUCAGAAAACGAUUUGCAUUUGCUAUUGCUUCUGUUACAGAAGGUCGGGCGGCAAGAGUGUCCAGUUCAACACGGUAUUAAUCGUAGCCUUUUCUUUGCAAAACCAUGAAAAUAACCUUCAGAUUCCCAACCAGCAUUCGAAAAGUCUCAAGCCCCUCCGGAGGACCUCAUCCGCGGCAUGUUGGAACAGGCCGAGCACCGCAAGAGCAUGGGCCAGCACAGAUGCAUUGCAGACAGGAACGCCCUGGUCCACUUCACCGCAGCAAACACCGUAUGAAAUGAUUUCAGUCCUUCUGUCCUUCUGUUUCUUGGUUUAAGUGUAUAGAGGAUGGUAGUUGUGGUUGCAGUAGCGCUACGUACGUAUGAUAGAUAAAAAGCAGAAAUACGUCAACAUCAAUUUUCUACCCCUGCAGGUUCCCAUCGGCGCACGGGAGAUAAAACGGCAGCCACCUUCACCACCAAGAUCAGCAUCUUUUAAACAUCUCGACAGAUGAUAAGAAAUUAUAGUCUGCAAAACGAACAGGAGUUGAAAAAGUUUCCAAAAAGUUAAGAUUAUAAUGCGAGAGAAAU
Messenger RNA from Amoebophrya sp. A120, 729 nucleotides. Lineage: Eukaryota; Dinophyceae; Syndiniales; Amoebophryaceae. The record is from the annotation of a GenBank genome assembly.